Molecule: messenger RNA, 1534 nt
Organism: Amoebophrya sp. A25
Lineage: Eukaryota; Dinophyceae; Syndiniales; Amoebophryaceae
Source: the annotation of a GenBank genome assembly
UAGGUGAGGAAGACUCAUCUUUUGGUUUUGCCCAUGGCAGGAGCCCUCCAUCGAACAAGGAGCAAGAAGAGCACGUACACAGAAGUCGCGGAAAAACAGCAGAAGCAGACGCAGGAAAUUCCUUAUCUUUACACCAGAGCUUCUUUGCAACGACGUCUUCAACGUCUAAAUCUGCUUCUGCAACUAAAGCACACCAGCAGCAUCAAGGUAUGGCGAAUAUCGAACCGAUAAUUGCAGCUAAGCACGCAUCUCCUCGCGCUUUCCUCAGCUGUACUGCUGAGAUGUGCCCAGUGGACGCCUUUUCAGAGGUCGUUGUACUCGACGAGGCGCAACUGUUGCUAGACCCAGAGCGAGGUGGAGCGUGGACGCGCGUUUUGCUAGGAGCACAGUGCGACGAACUUCAUCUCUGUGGCAUGGUCACGCCCGAAAAGGAAUUCUCCGAUCUAGUCAGGGACCUUCUCGAGCGGGAAUGCCAAGAUGUGCUAGUUUCGUGUGCGCGUUUAUGCUGUUCUAGUUGUGUCUUCUAAGUACUAUCUUUUUACUAUAUAGAUACGUCUAACUAAGUACUUAAUAAUUUUAAUAUCAUGUACAUGUUGCAGCAUUUUCAGUUUCUUUCAGUAAUUUCAGAAUCGUCUUUUCAUCUACCAGGCAACCUAUGCAUAUCAACGUUCUGGCACGACUUAUGUUCUCUACUCAAGCUCAACACGCUUUAGACGCUAUUCAUCCACCUAUGUACAUAUAGUUGUGUCUUCUAAGUACCUCCUGGUUUUCACCUACUAAAACUAAAUGAAUAUCAUGAUCAGUCCCAAUGAAUUGGUUAUGUAUCUGUUGUAAGCGGCUCCUACUUGAUGAAUGUUGUCUCUUCCACUCAACUCAUCUUCCCUGUUCAUAACAAUACGAGCGUUUCCAGCCACUUGUUGUUGAGCGCACGCCGGUGCAACAGCUACGGCCAGGUGACUGUAUUGUCUGUUUCUCACGUCGCGACGUCUGGCGAAUACGAUCGGAGCUUGAAACGAUGAAUCACAUCCGUUUCCAGGAGCUUAAUAGACGAGGUGGAGUAGAGGAUAAGAAGCGUAUGCGAGGAGGCGAACUACAGGACGAACAGGAAGAGGAUUCUGAAUCUGAUGGUGGAGCAGCUGUUGUAGGGUUUGAAGAUGAAAAUCACGUUGGCAGUUAUUUGGGUCCUUCGAACAAGUCGACGAAAAAAACUGCUCAAGGCUCAAAUAAACUCGAAAGUUUCGUCUUGUACGGCAGUUUGCCCAGUGAGGUACGGCGAGAACAAGCGGAAAAAUUCAAUCGCAACGUGGACGAUUCGAUUUUGAUUGCAACGGAUUGCAUCGGUCUAGGGUUGAACCUCCGGAUUCGCCGCAUCAUAUUUGCCUCAGUCCACAAAUUUGAUGGGCGAGAACGUAGAGAGUUAACCCCGUUCGAGAUCCGACAGAUCGCUGGUAGGGCUGGACGUGGGAAGUCAGUCGGUGGGACUCCACAUGGUGGUCGCGUAGGGUGCUUCGCACCACAAGAUUUGGCGAUAGUG